AACGACAGCGUUUUCAGAACAGACUGUUGAAGAAGAGGGGUUCAACAAAGUUUCCAUCUUUGGCGUCUCACUCAACAUUCUCCUCCUCCUCCUCCGAUGGCGGCUGCUGCUAGGGUUCAGUGUCAUAACAAUACCUCUCUCACCGGAUCACCACUCCCCCGCCGCCGCCGCAACUCGCCGACGCUACACUUUUCUCCAAAUCGCGUCAAUUUCACACCGCUGAAAUGGAUCGGAGACGGCUCAUCUUCCUGCACAAGGAUGGUUUCAGGUCCAUCCCUCAAAGGCGGCACCACUACUGUACGAGCUGCGUUGGAAGAGGAGAAGAAGACAGACGCGGUCAGUGAGGUAGUAGAAGAAGAGAAGAGGUUCACGUGCGUGAUGAAGUUCGGAGGAUCAUCGGUGGCGACGGCGGAGAGGAUGAGGGAGGUGGCGGAUUUGGUUUUGACGUUUCCUGAAGAGAGUCCCGUCAUUGUUCUUUCUGCGAUGGGGAAGACUACUAACAACCUCUUGCUUGCGGGAGAGAAGGCGGUUAGUUGUGGUGUUUCUAAUGCUUCUGAGAUCGAGGAGUUGAGCGUUAUCAAGGAGUUGCAUCUCAGGACAGUGAAGGAACUCGAGAUCGACCCCUCUGUUGUUUCGUCAUUUUUGGAAGAACUGGAGCAACUCCUUAAAGGUAUAGCCAUGAUGAAGGAGCUGACACUUAGAACCAGAGACUACUUAGUCUCUUUUGGAGAGUGCUUGUCCACAAGGAUUUUCGCAGCUUAUCUUAAUAAAAUUGGAGUCAAGGCACGCCAAUAUGAUGCAUUUGAAAUUGGUUUCAUCACAACGGAUGACUUCACUAAUGGAGAUAUCUUGGAAGCAACUUAUCCAGCUGUUGCCAAGAGAUUAUAUGAUGAUUGGAUGGAUGAUCCUGCUGUCCCAGUUGUAACAGGUUUCCUUGGAAAGGGUUGGAAAACUUGUGCGGUUACUACCUUGGGUAGGGGUGGCAGUGAUUUGACGGCAACCACAAUUGGUAAAGCAUUGGGUUUGCAAGAGAUUCAGGUGUGGAAAGAUGUUGAUGGUGUUCUAACAUGUGACCCUACUAUUUAUAAACGAGCUACACCAGUACCUUUUCUAACGUUCGAUGAAGCAGCCGAGCUAGCUUAUUUUGGUGCACAGGUGUUGCAUCCACAGUCAAUGAGACCAGCAAGAGAAGGUGGGAUUCCUGUUAGGGUGAAAAAUUCUUAUAACCCUAAAGCUCCUGGAACUAUCAUCACUAAAACAAGAGACAUGACCAAGACAGUUUUAACGAGCAUUGUUCUGAAACGCAAUGUGACCAUGCUGGAUAUAGCAAGCACCCGAAUGCUUGGUCAAGUUGGCUUUCUUGCCAAGGUAUUUUCGAUAUUUGAGGAUCUUGAAAUAUCCGUAGAUGUUGUUGCCACUAGUGAAGUCAGCAUAUCUCUGACACUGGACCCGUCAAAGCUUUGGAGCAGGGAACUGAUUCAACAGGAGCUUGAUCAUGUAGUUGAAGAACUUGAGAAAAUUGCAGUUGUGAAUCUUGCAAAAGGAAGAGCAAUCAUCUCUCUAAUCGGAAAUGUUCAACACUCCUCCCUGAUUCUAGAGAGGGCGUUUCAUGUUCUUUGGACCAAAGGCAUCAAUGUCCAGAUGAUAUCACAAGGAGCAUCCAAGGUUAACAUUUCCCUUAUAGUAAAUGAUGCUGAAGCUGAAGGAUGCGUGGAGGCUCUUCACAAAUCCUUCUUCGAGAGCGGUGACCUCUCAGAGUUAUUGAUACAACCCAGACUUGGCAACGGGUCACCUGUUAGGACAAUGCAAGUAGAGAACUGACUUGACGAGCUCACUGCUUGAUCUUUAGUUUUCAUCAAGAACUGCUUGUUGUAUUGUUCACGUUUAGGCUAGUGAACCGCUUGCCAUCUUUUCAUUUGGUGUGAGAACGAUCUCUUGGACCAUUUUUGAUUUAGCGUGAUCAAACAUUAACCAGUAAGAGAAUAAGAAACAUAUUGAGAUGUAACUACA
This is a messenger RNA of Brassica rapa (field mustard), 2010 nucleotides long. RefSeq names its product aspartokinase 1, chloroplastic. Gene Ontology annotation, biological process: L-homoserine biosynthetic process. Gene Ontology annotation, cellular component: chloroplast stroma; cytosol. The record is from RefSeq and is a predicted model, not a curated record. Lineage: Eukaryota; Viridiplantae; Streptophyta; Magnoliopsida; Brassicales; Brassicaceae. Gene Ontology annotation, molecular function: aspartate kinase activity.